Synchiropus splendidus (mandarinfish) is the source of this 19848-nucleotide messenger RNA. It is a transcript of the gene il34, whose product is annotated as interleukin 34. The record is from RefSeq and is a predicted model, not a curated record. The transcript is spliced from 8 exons. NCBI's taxonomy places the organism in Eukaryota, Metazoa, Chordata, Actinopteri, Syngnathiformes, Callionymidae. Gene Ontology annotation, molecular function: cytokine activity; macrophage colony-stimulating factor receptor binding. The coding region runs from base 15961 to 16617 and encodes 218 amino acids. Gene Ontology annotation, biological process: positive regulation of protein phosphorylation; positive regulation of cell population proliferation; positive regulation of monocyte differentiation.
CUGGGAUGAUGGCGUCCGUUUUCAUCUUGAAUGUGUGUUGUGGAGCUGUUGGCAGCACUGACAGGGAGUAGAAUAAAAGGCUUUGGGGUGAAGUCAGACUGAAAAGUGGUUUACAGGUGUGACGGCACGGACGGCCAGUCCUCUAUAUAUUCACCUGGCAGAAGUUCAGCUGGCAAGCCUGGAGCUGCUGGGGCUCUGGACCUGCGCGCUGGUCAUUUGUCGCGAUUUUCAACAAGCCUUUGAGCUGAAGCUGGCGUCCGAGUGAUGUAACAGCUAGUUGAUCAUUUAGGACGCAUGAACUACCAACCUAAACGUUGUUUUUAAGGGGAAAACCUGUAUUUUUGUCAUCGUUUGACAUCAUUUUUACACUCUUAAAUACUUCUAAAUGAAUGCUAAUCAGGUCUAUAGCUAACUGUUGACAGACUUUAUGAAAUAUUUCUCACUCUAAACAUUUUGUUUAAAACCUGUUUUAUGACAGAUUCAUUCACCACAGCUGAAGAAGCCUUUGCAAGACAGAAACUGUCACAUUUUGAUUAAUUGUUUUUAAUAAUCACAUUUGUUACUCACAAAUAUUUCGUAACAGGUUUUACGAACUGAGAGAAAUUACGUGUCAAGACUUCUCACAAGCUCUUUCAUCGCACUGGCCCGCAUGCAAUUGCAAUUAAGGAAAAUUGUCAAUGACAUCCUUUUCUGAACUCACAAAUAUGAAUAUAUUAGGAGACAAAUUGACAGUUUUCUUCUGUCGAAACUGUUCUAUUGCAAAGGAGCCUCACAGGGAGUUGUGAAAACACCAGAGGAUCCCAAAGGAGACCACAAAUACAGAGAGGAUUUUUUCAUUCAUAACCUUGGUGUUUGUUUCUUGUUAAGCUAAACCACUGUUAUCAAAGUGAGAACGACUGUUGAUUUAAAAAUCAUUUUAAACGUUAACAAAAAGGCAUGUGGAUCUAGUAGUAGUAGUAAUAGCAUUUUAAAAGUAGCCUGUGGACACCCUUGCACUCCAUCUGAGACCAUUCCUGCAGCUGUUACUAGUCAACAUCUGAUGACAAGUUAAGCCUGAUGGAAUAACUACAGUCACGGAGCACAUUAUAAAUGUGAUUCAAAUCUAAAUUGUGCGUAAACAACAGACAAACAAAUGGCAAUAGAAGUGAACUAUCAUAACAAUCUAAUAGCCUGUCAUUCACAGUUUGACUAACCAGAUAAGGCGCAACAGAUUGCGACCACGUGUGUCAGUGUUGUGACUUAUUGAUCAAGAUUUUCUGGAGCUCUGAAUGGGAUCUAUUUUUAUCUUCCACUAUUGUCAGCUCGACUGCGAUAAGAAUGUUGUCGUGUGUGAGCCCGUCUUGUGUGUUGGGAAUAAAUCAUGUCAGGGCUGUAAAAAAAAAAAACUCCAUCACCUCACCCUCCUGUCUUGUCUCUGCUGCAUCUUUCAUCUAUCUCUUCUUGUGCACUCACUCCAGCCACCUUUCAUCUCCAUCUUCCACUUUCUCUGUCCUCCACUCCCCAUUGCCUCAAUGCGGACUGUUUCAUUCUUGAAUGGUGAUGCAUUGUUGAGAUAAGCUGCACAAAUCUGUAAAUCCCUUUUGGACAUGCCAUUUGUCUGAAUUUAUGCUGGGGCCCCUAAAUGGCAACCGGGGGUUGUUACUGGCCAGAACCCGCCAUGUACAGUCGUCUGUUUCCAAUCGCCAUGCAUCAUUAAGUUCAACUGAUCUGGACGGGAAAUCACUACCAUCACCAAAAGAGGAGGAUGUGACCUUGAUCAAUGUGUGUGGCCAGUUUCACAAACAUUAAGAUGAAUGUAACGAAAAUUACCACAUGAGUCUCAGGGAUUUUAUUCUAAAGCUCAGGCAUAACUUUAUAGUGAGCAAAAAUGGGGGUUAACGUGGAGGCAUGGAAACAGAACCGCUGAAGUGUAUUUGUUACGGUUUAUUAUUUUACUGCCCUGGAACAAUGACAUGUCAGUUAUAAUUUGACUUGACACAGGCCACUGCGUGUUUCUGCAUUGUUUUUAUUAGUGCGUAAUUGAUAUAACAUGCCACAAGCUACCACCGUCACCACAAGGUGGCAGGAAAGAGGAUCUGCUGAUUUGUCCCAGAUGUCUAAUGGAAUGCCCUUAGUCCUCCUCGGUCCUCCUCAGUCAUCUCACCCACUGUGGUCUCCUUCAUCCCGCCUUAACCUCUUUUCUUUUCCAGCUGUUUUCAUCUCCUACACCUUCAUGAUCCUGCCUCCACAACCUCCUUGUGAAGGUUCAUUCCUUCGUAAGCUCUUCAACAUCCAUCUCAGUCUCUGUGCUCUCGUAAUCCAGGGUUCUCCCCAGUGCUUUAGCAGCAUGUCCAUUUCAGACAAGGAAGGCUCCGCCUUUUAAGAUGGACUCUUAAGGAGGACUGUGAAGGAUGCACAAUGCCGUCCUCUCCACCAUUUGUCUCACUCUGACACAUGUAUCUUCCCCACUACCUGUUGGAGACACCUCAUAUGCUGGAAAAAACCCUGGGGAGAACCUUCUUCUUGGUGAUGAUGACUUCUUUUUGGAUGAUGAAGGUUGAGCUUUUAAACUAAUCGUCAAGCUAGCAUUAGUUACUUGUGGUUUAAACCAGUGAUUCUCAACCAUAGGGCCGAGGCCCAUGGCCCAUUUACACCUUUGGGCUGUGAGGGCCACCGGACGCUCAGUUUUAAUACAUGAGCCACGUAUGGUGGCAGUAGUGAGUCACUGAAUUGACUUAACAGCUGCAAAUCUGUGAUACAAUAUUAUAAUCAUUUUAUUCAGAAUUGUAUUCGUGUUGUACAAUUUUCUCAACAACUGCCAUCAAGUGUAUUUUUUUCAUUUUUUUCUCUAGCAAAUUUGAUGAAUGUAACUCGCACCUGGUUCUGCUGCUGGUUGGACAUUGGACAAUGACAAAUAAAUGAUGGUUUCAUGUCAUUUCACAAGGUUUUGGUUUGUUUAUGUGUAAGUAGAUUAAAUAUGGUUUACUUGAAUGGGCUCCGGUCCCCAUUGUUCUGGAAAAGGUGGGCCCCCGAGAUAAAAAAAAGGUUGAGAACCCCAGGUUUAAACAACAGAACAACAGACAUCAUAUGAUAUUUGGAACCUCAGAGUCUGACAGUACCGCAGGGCUCGGCACAUGAUUCUGUCUCUCAAGCUUCAUCAGAAAAGCAGUGUUUUUUUUUGUUUUUUUUUUAAUUCUAGCAGAAUCCAUGUAGUCAGAAGUCUGGAUACAUGGUGCAUGCUACUCGUACAGCGAUCAGAGAUAAAUAAACGCGCAACGUGCCUCGGCAAGGUUUUGGAACCAGUAGUGAGAUUUGCUAUUUGGCAAGAGUUCUGAAAGAAACCUUUUUAAUUAAUUCAAGAUCAAACACCGUCCUGACAGUUAACAAAUUCCCGAGCCGAUAAAUUGUCUGAGCUUCUGAGAAAACAAGCGGCGGGAAUGAUUUUGAUUGUCCUGACAGCUGGAGGAUUCCUCUUAUCACACGAGUCCUUCAUUUUUCCAAACAAGCAAUAACGUCACAGACUUGCCACUCGGGAUCACCCCAGAGCAUCCCAGCGCGUCUGCGCCCGGGGCUGAGACCACGGGGUCAAGAAUCACUCACUCAUCGUCUCACGUUCAGAUCAGGUGUUAAAACGUCAGCUGUUGGUGUUUGUCUCUCUGUCUGGCGUUAGUCUCGGGGAAAUGCAUUCAUGAACGUUGGCUUGCUCAUGUGAGGCAUGGAAAUCUUAAACUAUGAAUGCUCCUCCAAAGGCUUUUAUUCUUUUACAAUAUUAUGUCGCUUUCAAUCUAUAUUAUAUAGUUUAGAGAUAAUAGUCUGUUUCUCAUGGUGUUUGUGAAAAGGCUCUCGGUGGUGCAUGUACUGAGCGACCGGACUGUGUAGUGUUGCCUUCCCAGAUUCGAGUCACUGCACUGUAGAUUCGUGUUGUUUUUGAGUGAUGCGUUCGAGUGAAUCUGUGGUCUCACCGAAUCUUUUGGACUCCACCAGCUGAGUGAACCAACUCAAACACAGUAAAGUAGUAAAGUAAAACACAGGUGUGGUGGGAGGACGUGUCUGACCGUGGGGGAUGAUCUGGACAAUGGUGGAUGGCCUCCUUAUGUACCUCCUCAACGGACUCCCUUAAAAUGUGACGUUCUUGAUUGACAGUUACAGAGCGCUCACAGUUUUAUGGGGCUAGACAAGGGAGCGCUUACAUUGGCAUUGAAAAAAAAUAUUGGCUGAAACACUGACUGACGAACAUUGAAAGAAAAAAAUUGAAUAUUGGCUGAAAAAAUGGAAAAUGUAAAAAAUAAAUGUGUUAUUGAAAUGGGAAUUUUGUAUUGAGGUAGAAAACUAGAAUGGUUCUUGAAAUUAAUAAUAAUAAUAAUAUAUUUCAUGUUUACAGUAUUUUUCCAGCCAAUAUUCUUUUUUUUCAAUACCAACGUAACUCUAGUUUUACUUUUGCCGAGUUGGACAACAACACUUCCUUUCAGAACCUUAAGUGGUUGGCUAAAGAGCGAAUCAACCUUGUCAGCCUCAGCCGACUCAUCAAGUCGAACUUCUGAAGCUCCUUCAGUAGCUGUGAGCACGGUGAGCUGGGGUGGUUAGUGAGAGAUGACAGGAGAGAGGGAAGAGUGGUGGGAGGAGGGUAAUAACAGAGAAAGAGGGUGGGAAUCAGAGACAUUGGAAUUGGAAAAACGUCAAGAGGUGAAUGAACUUGUGACCCUAAAGGUGAGCUCACGUGUACUGCAGCCGGUAGCAGCUCCCUGAUGGAAGCCUCCUGAGUCCACCUACAAAGAACUGAGUGACUGACAGACUGGAGCUUUUCUCUCUUGGGUUCGAUUUCAGCCACAAUCUGAGCAUCGGAGGCUGCCGGUGGGAAGGUUGUGGAGCAGCAGCGUGGAGGAAUUAGCGGGUCAUUGCUCACUCAUGGCUCUGGACUUCAGUUAAGUGGGUCUCGCUGGGCAGAACUUUCUCCACCAUGUGAGAUCAAAGCGCCUCUAGUCUGCUUGAAUUAGAUCGACGGUGAAUAUUUGAACCUGAAGCGCAGCAAACAAGAGUCCUGAAGGGAGUUAAACGGUAGUAGCCAGUCGACUUUAUGGGAUGCAUUGACCUCAUUAGCUAACCCUAUUUACAUCAGGGAGGUCCACCACUGAUGGUCCUACACUUAUUUUCAUCACUAGUCUUACACACUGAGUCCUGCUGUUGCUGGAAGAUCUGACGCGCUGCAUCUGACACAUAUAACUUUUUUUAAAUUUUGGCAUUAUAUUAUUGUGGAAAUAAACCUCACUAGAGCCCCUUUAACAUCUCUUUAUAGCAACAUCUUUUUAGCUUAUGCAGAUCUACGGAGACUAUUAUGGAGUUGGAGGCUGAGAAGCGUGGACAGCUGUAGAAGAAGGAAGUCCAUCAGAUGAUUUGCCGGUGGGGGAUUCCUCAGUUGUGGAGGGUUUGGAGUGGAUUGAAUCGAUCGACCAUCGGUGAAGCAUGACUGGAGAACAAAGGGAACUUUGAUGAGUUUUGGAAACACUAGUGUCGAAUCAGGUGGGUGACUGCAUACGAGGAAAAAGAUUUGGUGGUGAACAGCAGUUGUCUUCUGCUGUUCACCACCAUUAUUUUGUUUUGUCUAGAGUGAUAGUAGCUAACAGUAGAAUAAAUAUGGAUUCCACCGUAGUCACAUCUGACUGUUGUGCAGUCAUUCUGCACAGGACCUGAGGACUUGGAGACAGAAGACUGGGUCAGUCUGGUGGAGGGUGACAUUCAGGGGGUCAAGAGGACGGCUGGGAUCAGGUUCUCUAUCCAGAGGGAAGGAAACGUCUCCUCCCCGAUUGAAGCUGAGGGUCAGAACCUUUCUGACCGGAGGGAACCUCUGGAAUGUGUCUGGUAGCGCGAGUCUGACAGUGACCUACAUUUAAUGGUUUUGAACGGACCUUUUAAUGGUGACUUUUUAAACUGUUGAGACGUCCUGUAAGACGACACUUGUUGAGUCACAGACAUGCAGACGUUUUUGUCGUCCUUCGAAUAUGAAAGAGUUUUCAAACUUGGCAGCCAUUUUUGAAAAACUUUCACUUUGAAACUGAUAUUAAUAACUCGGCAGCGUUAAAUGAAAGUCGCUACUACUGUCUAGACCCAAUGUUUUUACAGAGUGUUCCCCAUGUUAUGAGGGGGAAACGCGGCAGAAUCACGCCGCUGCUCGGCUGUGAGACAAGUAUUUGCUACCUCCAGAUCGCCAAGAGCGGACCUCCAGGUUGUGGCAAGAAAGCGUCACCAGCAUAUUACAUGUACAUGGUUUACGAUGGGUUACGUUCAAGAUGGAACAUCUGUCCUUCAAGGGAAGGGUUUGCAACUUUGGGGUUCUUCUUCUUCAGUCUCACACACUUAUUUAAUUGAAUCAUCCACUUGGGAUGCGACAUUACCAGUAAAAAUACAAUAUAAAAACUCCGGACGGUUAGUGUUGCUGUUUCCUUUUUCAAUAACCAUGUUGAUCACUCAUUGCCUUAAAAAGUACAAGCGAAAUUUAAAGGUUUCUCGAAACCUUUAACCCGCUUAAAUACAAUGUGAAUUUAAGGUUUUCACAGAUCUCUGUGCUCUGCUGAAUCCUCUCCCGCUAAGAUAGAGUCAGCGGAAAUAGAGGUUACUAAAUCAGUCAAGUAUGCAGUAUGAAAUAUUGUGUAAAUAUGGGUAUUGUUUCCCUUCAGCUUUUUGGAGGACCAAACAUGCGUUCUCAGCAGAGCAGUGAGUGUGUGUGUGGAGGGGCUUGAUGUGGAUUGAAUGUUAUAUAUCAGGUAUUAAAGAAAAACCUCCAAUAUCUUGUGAGUCAACUGGAAGUCAAAACCCCACAAAUAUACGAUGCAUGUAGCUGGUAUUUUACUCAUGGUUCUAAUGUAAAUUUUAAAAGGCCACUGCACUACCUUCAGCCUUGUCGAGGCAGAGCCCUGAAAUAGCAACCAACCUGUGAGAAAAACGCUGAACAAAACGCUGCCACAAACUUGUUUCGACUCUCAUCAUUUUACUUUAGCUUAAUUGAGCGGAGUGAAGAAAUGAUGGGCGUCUCUGUGAUGAUUGCUGGAUUUAAGGCUCAACAAAACACAUUGUUUUGUGUCUAUAAUUAGCACAAGUGUGUGGAUGGAUAUUAGUUGGUCCCCCUUGCCAGUAAUUUCCGCUCCGCUUGAAAGGGAAGCAGCUCUCAGCCUGUAAUUUGGCUGCGUGUUGCCCACAGGUGAUGUGAAGAUUUAGCUUUUACUGUCUUGCUGGUGUCAAAAGUUCAGCACAAGCACCAGCACGUCUGGUUCAGGUGGCAGGGAGCAUGAUGGCGUUCUGUUGAGGGGACCUGGCAGCAGCUUGGAACAUUUUACUGGGGUUUAAGUGGCAAUGCUUUUAUAAUCGCAUCGACAUGCUUCGAAAGACCUCGGUUUCCUUUCUCUUCAAUCUGUAUGUCAGAGCAAGGGUCACACGACUGAUGUAGAAAUGAUGUCCCAGUUUUGAAAGGACCGUAGGAGAAGGUUAGAGGUGCACAGUUAAUAGUCUUGACACCUUUGUUUUACAUUAGUGCUGGCAGUUAAACAGUGUCAGAGAGCAAGUGUGGCUGUUAACUCCAAGCUCAACAGCUUUCGCUUCCAAACUGCUGGCGUCAGUUUGUUUUGAGAAGAGGGGAGUGGUUGAAAUGGGUGCUACUUUAGGUUAUUCUACUAUAAAAGCAUCUGCGACACCGUCUUAUUUCAUGUUUUAAGUGAAAUAUAAUGUUUUACUCCUGUAAAUAUUUAUGCUUUCUCACGAAUCCCUUGUCAUCAAUGAUGGUGAAGGGGUAUAUUUGCACACUUCUCUUGCAUUCCUCCCAAAAUGUUGCAGCUGCAUGUCCUUCACCUUUACCUGGCCUGACCUCUCCAGUCUCACCUCUCCUCUUCGUGUCCUUCUUCACCUCUCUGGUUGUCUUCCCCUUCACCUUUCACCUAAUAUCUCCACAACUGAACAUUGACUGCUAUCUGAUACAUUUGUAGUUGUCAUCGUGACACUUUGUAGAAUGAGUAAUGAAGCCUUGCUAGUAGCCUUGAGUCCUUCACGGGAUAACUACCACCGCACGCCGUAGCAAGUCCUGCUUGAGAGCCUCUCAAUCCUCUGACCCCAGUCAGCUGGAGGUCAGGGCUGCGCAUGGUUAUCCAACCCUUACAUCAUAUCAUCUUUCAGCUGUGCUUAACUACAAAAAUACCACGAGAUAUGUGUAGAUGACGACCACCAAGGGCUCAGUCCAGUAUAAGCAAAAGCAUUUCAACAGUUUCAAUCGGAAUAAUUUACUGGGUUGAACCGCUGAACUUCACCAGACCGAUCUUAGCAUUCUGCCUUUUUAAAUUCAGUGACAUUUUUCAAAUGCCAGGUCAUCUCUGGCCAUUUGAGUGAGUUAUUUUCUCUGUUUUUAAUAGCUAUAAUUGUCAUCUUAUAUAGACUCAAUCGCUUUUGUAAUGAAGAUGAGGCUGUAGCUCGACUUGAGUUGCCUGAUGCUGAUGAUUUAUUUCCUAUAUAUGUUGGAUUCUCCUGUCCAAAAUUGAAAUACUUUUUCUUCUCCUAAGCAUUUGUUUGAAAGCUUCUCAGUCUGAAGUUUUUUUUUUUCUGAGGGGACUAUAAGUGCCAUGUUUUCCCUUCCCAGGUGAUGCGCAGUUAAGUUGGCAUUACUUAACAAUUGGGGUCAUGACCUCAGGUCAGCCGAAAAGGGGUCAUUAUAAGACUGUUAAAGGCAAAACAAAGAGGGGUGUAGUCCAAAUAGCAGUCGCUGGAAUGGGGACUCCAGAAGGAGUCAUGCUUUGAAUUGAUGAACCCCUGCUCACCCUGGUUUGGCACCUCUUGUCAUGGGUAACCUGAGACAGACAGAAGGUCCAAACUGUGCUCCUCUGCCCUUGUGGUCACAGACUCAAGAUUCUCCACUGGUAUUGCAGCUGAGACCUCUGUGACCCGGCUGGGAGGAACAAGGUCCCAACGACUUUGGAGAGAAAGAAAAACAUUACCUUCUUUGUUUUAGUAUUUUACAGCUCUUUUUAUGACUCCAGUACUGCAGAUCUGGGGCUGUGACCCGAUGUGUUGAGAGCUUUUUCAGACCACUUAACAGGUUCAAAUGAGUAGCUGUGGCGGGGAAAACCACGUGAUGUUCCCUUUACCAACCCCUGACUCUCUCUGGUUUCAUUUCCAGCUGUUUCCAGUGCAUAAAUGUGGUCCAAAAACAGAAACACAACACAACUUCAAGCGGAAGGGAUGAUGGUUCUCAUGAGUGUUUAAAAGCAAAAAAGAGGAACCAUUUUAUCUUUAAGUUUUUUCAGCGGCGGGUGGGAGUGAGAUUUACUCCCAGGAUUAAAGGAACCCCCCCCCCUUUGCUUCCUUUUAUCUCUGCUGGAUGGCUUCUUUACAUUCAGUCGUGCCUCACAGAUAAGCCAGGAGCAUUUGGCUCAAAAAAUUGGUGGGAAAUAUGGUCCCAAACAUGUCUGCUUUAGCGGCAGUAGCUCUGACACAAGACCAGAGGCAGAGUUUGAAGUGUCAGAAUGAAGAUGUUCAGGUUUUCAUUGGGAAUGAAAGGGAAAGACUGGAUAUGAAGUUAUUAUGUAGGAGCCCAGUCCUGUGGAGUCGUUUGGAGUCUUAGGGAGGCCAGACUCAGAUGGUUUGGACACGAGGAGAGGAGAGACAGGGAACAUGGUGGAUGGAAGUGGAAGUACUGGACCUCCUCGGAUCUUGGUUGUGAUAAAGGAGGAGACGAAGAGGAUAGGUGUGACCAGGGGCAAUGUACGUGAGCGGGACUGUGGAGGAGGCUGCAAUACUGUGACAGAAGGGCAAAGAAAAGAAAUCUGUUUGACAAUAUCAUGGCUGUGCCAGCACUUUAUUUUAGACAUGCUUGCUUUGCAUUGAAUAGAACAAAACAAAAGUGCUGUCUGAGAACUCCUCUGAAUAUUUUAGGAAAACAAGUCUCCACAACCCCCUUAAGAGGCCAACAUGGACUAAGACAGCCUCUGUGGUUCAGAGAGGACAGGGAAUCAGAUCUGGAUGGAAGAUCUCAUUCUGCUCCAAUGGAUCACCAAGAUUACUUUCGAGGAAAGAAAACACUCUUGUCACUCAUCGAAAUACAAUUCUUAGCCCAGUCUGGAAGAUUCAGCUUCCAUAUCUUUGGUUUUCCGCAGAUCAGCCAUGACUGACUACUGGACACAUUGAACUAGUAGCUUCACACUUUUCACAAUUUCCUUUUUGUCAUUCUUAUCGUUUUGCGAUAAGUAUCUUGAGGAUGUUCUACAAUGAACUGGCCUCUGUUUCGCUGGGUGUAAGCCUUCAGAUUUAGGGAUUCACAGUAGUCCAGUUGGAAAGAAAUUUCAGUUUUAUUUUCACACUCCUAGUGGUGCUCAAGCACCAGCCUUUUUCCCUCUUUCCCUUCUCAAAUCCAUUCUUGAGUAAAGAAGGUGAAACUCUAUAUCAGUUCCAUACGUGAAUUUUAGAAGGCCUUUGUGUUAACCACUAGGCCGCUGGCCAAUUGUAUGUAGAGUAAAUUAGCUCUAAAUGAUCCAAAUAAAGAACAUAAUUUUGGGUUGAAACAGACAUCUUAAAGUCUACUAUUUAUGUUCUAACAACUCUAAUCCUUUUGUGAGCGUUCACGUUACUUGUUGCCUUCAAAACGACCAGUUUGCUUUAACGCAUGCCAAGCGCACGGCGUUCCGCUCGUCCACAAUCCUUCGCUGAUGCGCUCGCACGUGUUUCCCGCUGACACAACCGUGACAAAUGUCGUGAAAUGUGCCUCUCCUGAAGGCAGCCCAUAACAAAAAAUGUUGUUACUACAAAGGUUUGUGUGUGAAAUCGUGGACUUGUUGAGGUCCUUCAACAGCCCGUGACCCAACCAGAGAUUCCAUCCCUUCACCUUCUUGCUUGUGUUUUGACCUCCUGGGCCAUCUGUGUGACAUCAAACCAGGAAUGAACAAUGAAAUAAAGUGCCCACUUGUGAUCAUUAUUAUUAUGAUUGUUGAAAGGGCGAUUCGGUGAGCAGAACCUUGUUCCAUAAAAAGGGAAAUGUUUCACAUCCAGGGACAGUGAAAUCGGCUCCACUAGAACUGUGAAGCAGUGUUUUUCAACGGGUGUGCUGCGGCACAAGCCAUGAGAGACUGUCAGGUGUGACGCGGGAAACAAUCCAGUUUCACUUAAUUUAUCCAGAGAUAAAAUGACAUGGAUUCUGCGACAUUCUUUCUAUACACAGUGGAGCUAUGCUGUUACUGUGAUUCCUCUCCCCUCGCGCUCUUGCAGCGAAGAAGCCGGUCAAAUGUGCAACUGAGUUAAACCUGAUGUGUGUCUAAACUUGACCACACACCUUCACAACAGAAUGAUGGAGUGUUCCUUGUCUGUCCUGCGACGCCACAGACUGCACUGCUGCAACUUUCGCUUGGAAACUUUAUUGACACUUGUCACUCGACACGAUCAGUUGGCUAUGUGGUUUAAAAGUGGGCUAAAAACUGAAUGCAGAACCAAAUAAAUGUGCUGCAAAAUGUGGAGACAGAAAGGAUCAUUGUUGCUAAAAAGCUGAAGCAAAGAAUUCAUAGAAAGAAAGAUUUGUCUGCAAAUUCCCCAAACUGGAAUAAAAACAUGCAAACAAGAUUGUUAGCAAAUCUAAACAGUUAUUUAAAAUAAAUAAAUAAAUUAUUUUGUCAUAUAGUUCACCCCUUUCUGUUUAAACAAUUGCAUUUUCUUCAAAUUGUUUCUGCAAAUAGCCGACCAAACUAGCCAAGAGUCUGCAGCUGCCGUUGUUUUCAAAUUAAAAGGGAUUUUUUUCAAAGUGUGGCCCAGCACAAAAAUGGUUGAAAAACACUGGUGUAAAGUGACCGAAAUCUGAAUUUGAAAAAAGGCAAUGCCUGCUCACACAAUGAGAAGAACUAGUGGCAAAUAAAAACAGUAUCAUGGUGUUGGUGUUUUUGUGUGUGAGAGUACUCUUGAUGCAUUUGUAAGAACAUUUCGGAGGGCUUUGCUACAUACCAAAAAAAUGUGAAAAGGAUGUGAAAGAUUCAUUCAUUAUCAGUGCAAACACUAGAUUGGAUUAGACUGCCUUUAUUCUUUUCACCCUGAGGAAAUUUGGGCUGUUACAUGCCAUUUUAGGGGCAAUCACAUUGCCUAUGAGGAUUAAAUAUCUGUUGGAACAACAUCAUUAUUUUCAUUCAAUAUAUAACAUGAAACCACAUACAUCAUGCAACGGAGUAUAUAUGUGAAACCAUCGAGUAAAGUUUUUUUUUUUGUUUUUAAGUAGUGUUUUUGUCAGUGGGGGUGAGAUUAUUUUCCUUACCGUCAUCCAUUAGUUUUAGCCCUGCGGGGGGUUAACAUGCGGGAAAAUCAUUCCGCUGGGCUUUGUGGUAUCAGGAACACAUACCGGUGCUGUGUUUGAAAAACAACCAUGGACGUAUGCAGAGGUUGGUGUUAGAGGAGAGAGGAGGGAGCCAGAUGUAUAUUCAAUGAAUGAGGUUAUGAAGAACUUGAAUCGACUCUCCUAUUACUAGCAGUCCAGUUUGGUUGUCGUUGAUGUUUUUUAAAUUAUGAUUCUUCUCGGACAGUUGAAUAGAAAAGCGGCUUCAAUUGCUUCUUAUCAUCUUUAUGGGUUUAGACGUCUUGUAAACCAAGGUCACAAGCCCUGCCAGUCAUUGUGCGGCAAUGUUUUCUUUAAGCUUUGUGAGUGGAAUCUGAAUAAGUCAAAUAAAUAUGUAAAUUGCCUGGAACGACAGUCGUAAAUCCUCUCGCUGGGAGAGCUUGGAAAAUAGUUUGGCUUAUAUCCGCCGUCGGCCAUUUUGUGGGCUUUUCCCUGAAUGUAUGUGGCUCAAUGUGAAGAAGUCAAAUUGCCAUGUGAGUUUACAUUAGGAGUUGAUGAUCCCACCCAUCCUCUCUACCACAGUGAAAUAUUUUUAUGGACAGUGGACCUGACCUGGCCUUAGGCUGCCUUCAGCUUUGAUGAAUAGGUGUUUCAGUGGACCAAUGGGCCCAGAUUUGUCAUAAUUCUGGCCUUAAGAUCAAUAUUCUUUUGUUUAAAAGAUUAAUACCUUGGUAAACAAACAGCUAUAAUAAGACCUUUAACUUGAGCCUGUCACCAUUUUAAUGUGUACAAGGAGGAUUCAAGGUUCUAGAAUGUCAUGCUGUCAGGGUCAACCUCAGCUGUGGUAAAUGUGGCUCCAGUUUCAGUCUUAAUAAACACUGGCUGUCCACCGCUCUUGUUUUCAUCAGUGGACUCGGAGCGAGUCCAACCUCAGAUAAAUCUAAAGAAAAUAGCAAAGUUGUGUGUCAUGCUAGGAUGCACUGUUGGCUCGCAGGAUUUCGGUCCUGGAUAUAGAGAGCUGAUUUGAUUACAAAAAGCCUUCAAGGAAAAUGUACUUUCAACAUAAAGCAAACACGCUAGCAGCCAAUGUGAACUCUGAGAGGAAGCUAUUAAGAUGGUUUACAUUUACAAACUUGGUAUUCAUUCAAACCCCUGGAAAGAGAAGACUUCUGUACUUCAUGAGAUGCUUAUCUUUCUUCGGUUCAUGUUCAGGAAAAGCCAUGGGUACGGCUACAGAUUCAACUUUGAUAACUAUUGUUUAGUGGCACCCACUGAACAAGAGAAUAUAUUUAAGAGAAACAAGACACACAUGCAGCUAAACAAGCUCAAUGUUGAUGUAUUUAAAUGUGACUGAACUUGUUAUAUACAGUACAUAGGACAUAAAAGGGCUGCAAAUAUGAAGAAAAGAAAUCAAUAAAAAUUAUUUAAAUGGUGUUGCGAUAGAUUCAUGACAGUUUUCUUAUGCUCCUCAAUUUAGUCACAGAACUUUGCAAAAAAAAAGUGGAGGUCUACAUGGAGCACGGCGCACACACUCCAGUCACUCCUGAACUCGAGCUGUCGUUAUGUGCGUUUAUUUUCACGCGUCCACUUUUAAAUGAUCAUUUACUCGUCAUUUAAAACCAAAUAUCACAGUGCUUGUGACUGAGAAUGCAGCAUGAGGAUCUGCUCCUGUGACCCUAGACUUCGUGUCAUGGAGAAUUUAGGGUGGAUCCUUUAAACAGCCCUCUUCGUUUCUUACAUAUGCUGGGUUUCAACUGACUCUUAAUAGGUAACAGACUUCGCAGACUAGGUGAACUCUCAAUAUUAUGACAGCACACACACUUCUUCUUUUCCUCUUUGGUCAUUUCCCAUCAGCCACAGCAAGUUUUCUACCUCCACCAUCCCAGAUCAUCCUCCCCAGUCACAUCCAUCCUCUUCAUGUCCCUCAUGUCUUUUGCUGUCUUGGUCCUUCAUAACUUUGUCUCUGAACUUCUCCACAUCAGUUGAAUCUGAAAGUCUCGAUGCUUCGGUAAACAACUAUGAAAGCUUGUUACGCAGAAGCAGACAUAGAUAUCGGCGGUUGCUUCAGACCACAACAGGCAGCUCACUCAUUCAUCACGGCGAGAAAUGUCAAAGAUGUGUCAACAACAGUAAGUCUGUGGGCGAGAAUGUGGUCAAGGGUCACAGCCACUGGUUCAGAGCUUUCCUUCGGCUGUCACGGUGCUCCUGAUGGAUGUGACGGUUGGGCUGAGACCUGGAGCCGAAGAAUUUAAAGCUUUCAACUGCUGCAGUAUGUUGUGCCCUGCUGAUCUUUAAGCUACACGGUAAAUCUGAUCAGUUGCAGACAGCCGACUCACUGUUGAGCAAGUUGCCAAGAGAUGUGAUGGUCAGCUGGAGCCUAUGCCAGUUGCUGAGGUAAAGAGACCGGGGCAACAUGGACAGACACAUAUUAGAACUGCAAGAUUAUGGCUAAAGUGACUCAAAUGAAGCAGAGGAAAGAACAGUUCUGAUCUUCCCACUUUUCCCUAACAGUGGUGGAGUGUAACUGAGUGUAGCUUGUGUGUGUGUGAGCUUUGUUGUAUUGUGUGUCACCAUCUUUGAAGUUUUUCCUGUUUAGUUUUUUUAUUUUAUUUCUCUGCAGCAACCACUAGUGCCAACCUUUCUUUCCAGCGAGGCCAAGAGUUGAGUUGCAAUUUGGCAAUUUACCAAAACCCAAAAGCAGCUUGUCACAUCCACUGGUGCAUCGCCCAUGGAAGAUGAACUACAGUGAGGAGUAUCUAGCAAUCUACACUUAGGUUUACUCAUGGGACUCUGACAAUGUAAAUGGUCCUGAAAAAGAAAACAUAAAAACGCCGCAGAAAUUAUCACUGUUCUUCUCUCUGCUUCUUUUUUAUCUCGAAGAUCAAGUUGUCGAUAGGAAAGAGUUGUUGAUGUAUGUUUGAUGUGGGAUUGAAAUUAGCCACUUAAGACGAUUCUGUUCCUCAGAGAAGCAUGAAGGUCCUACGAACCUAGUGUCCUUCAGUGCUGACAUGUCGGGCUGUAACUUACCUGGAGAACCCAGGAUUACAAGGGUUAGGAACUCAGACCCCGCAGACUUAAAAGGAGGGUGAAAUUCAACCCGCACUGAGCAAGACACGUAAGUUGAAACGUCAAGACUGGGUCAAGAUCUACCUGAAAGUUUGAUGGUCUGAGUGCGAGUCUUGGCGGAUCAGUAACAGGCCCUAUCUUCUGUUCUCUACGAAGGGAGUCUCAACUAACUCCUACUCAAGUGGCAUCUGGUUGGUGUAAAAUGUUGCUAAUAAUUCCACCCAGCAGGUGAUUUUCUGGUCUCAUGGCUCAUCCUCAUCCCUGCUCCACAUGACUGUCCAGUGUUUGUGAAGCAGCUCGCAGAGACUCUGUUGAACCCACUGGUACCUAAAGCAAAUUCCGAGCAUCAAUGUCACCUCCUGCUGUAUAGCCGUUUGUUUUCGUUCGUGUGGAGCAAUGUUUUAUGAGCACAACAAGCCCGUUCUUCCCAUGACUGCAGCAUGAACACUCCACUGCCCUCAGUGGGAACCAAAGGAAGGAAGCAGAAGUGAAAGGGGCUGUAUGAAGACUGGACGUCUGACAGACCAUGUGUGUCCUGCUGAACACACUGACUGAAGAGGACGACUGGCGCUGACUGUCUACUCACACGCUGUGCUGUGUUUCCAGCACUCCGGAGCCGAGGACUUAAACCCAAGAGUAUGGUCCAACAGUCCGCCUCAGUCUGCCUGCUGGGAGGCCUUUUGGGCCUAUUUCUCCUCUCGCCUGUUCUGAUGGUGCCGACGCCGCCCAGCAUGUGCACUCCACUGAGGACGCUCCGAGACACGCUCAGCCAGAGGCGACGGUACAUGAAGCACAACUUCCCCAUCAACUACACAAUCAGAGUCCACUUCAAGGAAGUUUUUAAACUCUCAAACAUCAGCAGAAUGCGAUUACAGGUGGAGGGCGUAGACCAAUUUAUUCUCCAAAGGUUGUGGUUCCAAGUCAACCAAGGAGUCUUAAAAAAGAUUAUUCGGGUGAUGCCAGGCAGACAUCCGUCGCGGUCAUAUUCUGGCGAGUUGGAGCGUCGCUUCAGGGACGUGGAAGGAGUCUUUGUGCAUUCAUAUCCUGCCGAGGUGUUCCAGCAGGAGCUUCCAGAGGCCAUUCAGGACAUUUGGGACCGGUUAACCGAAGAGCCCGACAGAGUGCCACAGUCCAGCUGGAAAUUAGCGACUCCGAAAUCUCUUCUCGACAACCUCUCGCACACCAUGCAUUGCCUCUUUAGUGAGUGCUUUAUCAGUCCCGAGGCGCCGCACAACUACUGUGGUUUAUCCCACUGGAGGAAAGGUCGGAAGAAAGAGCUGAAACAAGUGGGGUGACCGCCUCACCAGAGCUAAGCGGAGCAGAAACAGUAUCCACAGUGACAGAAGAAAAUCCAGCUCUGAUCCGGGAUCUCUCAAACACGGUCCGGAAUGUCCGACUUCCUCCAAGCAUGGAUUUAUUUACCAACAAGACGAAUUUCCCUUUAAAGACUCUUCGAUGGUUCGAGUGUCAAAUCCUUUCCGCCUCACUUCUAGACAAAAGCGUGUUGAAAACAGAUUCCACCUGUUCUUCUUGGUCCCACACUGUAUUGUGUGAUGGUCUGCGACGACUUUAAUUCAAAUCAACAACUACUGUUUUUCACCUACUACCCCAACACCACGAUCAGAGUUGAUCUUGACAGUCUUCACUACCCUCCGUGUUUUGUAUUUACACCUGUUAUUUACGAUCCGCCAGGAAAAUGACCACUGUUUUAACCCUGUUUUACUCCCGACUGUUGUUACUGUGACUAAAGAUGCACCCUGAUCUGGUGGCACUCGAGCAAGCACCCUGUGGCUCCUCAGCAGUCUGAUGCUAGUUUAAUCAAUUAUUCACAGGGAUUCACUGGAACGCUGCCAGUGAACCCGAGAUGGGAGAAUGAAUGGGCUUCUCAUAAGCACUAAAUGUCAGAAGGAAGUGACAAGAUGCUCUCAUGCCUUAAUAUCAAACCACAAAUUAAAUUCCGAACUAAAAGCAAUAGUCAGUAAUUGCCUCAGUCCUCGAGCUGUCUUUUUGUCAGGCUUGACCCAUUUGACUUUUUCAAAAGUUGCGCUUUAUUUGAAGACCAGAUGACUUGUGAGUGACGGUGGUUAGAAAAGAGUUGAUCGCUUCAGGGAGUUCGAUGAAACUUUAUUUAUUAAAAAUAUAUUGGAUAUUUAUGUCAAGUCUCGUACAUAACCAUUGUCCAUUUCCUAUAUGCAUUUUGGGAUGAGCAGCAGAGCUCAGAAUGCAGGUUGCACCUCUCUUCCUAGUCGGCAAUUGUUUGGUUAUUGGUUGCACAGUGGUGAGAGCUUCCCUCUCACUGCAAAAUAAGAACAGACAUGAAUAAAAACAAAUAAAAAAUUACAUAAAAUUUGGAUGGUUAUUCCACGAACGUCACUCAAGGACAUACAGUAGGAGGUGUAAAAACCUGUCAUUUGGCUGUGCUUCACUCCCACAGUCUAAAAACACUGGUGUCUCCACAUGAGUACCCUAAAUUGUCAGUAAGAGGAAGAAAAUGGUUGGCACUCUCUAAAGUCGCUCUCGUGGUGGUGGUGGCUGCGUGCUGACCGCAACCUUUUCAUUGGCCCUUCCACCAUCGCUUAACACGGCCCGGUCUGACUCUGCUCUAAAGGGCUGCUGAAAUGGUACGUUGUUGGCGGUUGCUGAGCAGCCAUGACACUUCGCCGACACACCACAGUGAUGCUCAAUGUAUUCCCACUCUAUUUCACAGAGCUUUGACGAGAAGAUGCACAACUUUUUCCAUCAACCUAUCCGCCAACCCUGUGCAUCCCCAGAUAAAAAUGUCUAGACACUCAGCUCUGCUGCUCGUCCCUCAAACACUUUCUUAACAUUCCAAAAAAAAUGUUUCCAACUGUGUUAUAAUCAUUCCAAUAGCAACAAAAUAACCUACAAAUGUGGGACGUUUGGACAAAAAGCUAUUCAAAAUCACAUAGGAUCUUUCUGUUGUCGUCCUUAAUAACCUUUUCUAAUACAUUUCAUGUGUAAUAAAAACACUUGUUAUCCAAUUUUCCACUGAGACACAUCAGGAGACAUUCAUGACGUUGUUAUUAUGUGACAAAAAGUCAAGUGUUGCAACAGGUUAUACACAGCAGAGUAAUAACACUUUCAUUAUGUGCAGCUGUUGCAGAUCGCUGAAGACGUCAUCACUGUGCGGCUUAUUUCUCUUUUAAUGUCUGCUUUCAAAUGAGUAUAAAAGAGACGAUGGAUGUGACAGAGUGAUUGUUGUUGACCUGCAGUUGGUGAUUCGCCACGGAACCUUCCGCCUCAUUUUCCGGCAGACACAUGCCUUCUUCUCACUUGCGCUGCUGUAGCCAAACAAGGAUUUGGUCACAGAGUGUUCCAAGUAUUUCAAGUUGAUGAGAACAACUUGUAUCUCAGACAUGAAUUACACUUUGUUCUUGUGUGCCUUAUGAGCAAUGCCAAAGCUUAGUCAUGUAUGUGACUCAUGGUAGUCACAUACAUACAACAGCAACAAUUGCAGCCAGGGGAAGAGUUCUCAGGGGUCAUGACUAAAGAUGCGGCUCACGCAGCUGGGUUGAAGCUUCAUCGAUUUAUCAGAUGUUUUCUUUAGAAGGAGACCAAUUUAAUACGCAAGCUUGAAUGAAGUUUAUAGUUUCCUUGUUAAUUAAGCUUUCUUCAUUCAUAAAAAUAGUGCCUUGUGUAUGUCAUUUGAGCGAAGAUAUGUUCAUGGAACUGGAGCCACUUCCUGAAGACUGGGAAGCAGCUGUGGAUGUGGAGAGAAAAUUAAAACCUAACCUCUCACUCGUAUGUCAUCAGAGGGACAGCCAGGGUGAAAUGAAUGUAUCAUUCAGGGUCCGACAUUUUCUUCUUCUUAGCAGAUGCAGGAUGUGAUGGUUCUUAAGUGCCUUUUGAAGAGCAAAUCCUUCCCUUCCAGCAAAUAGGCAGUUCAAAAGCUUUGACUUUAUCUCCUUAAAACUGACUGAUGUUCAAUGACUGAAGACUUUUGUUAAUACACUGACACAAUGUGCACCAACUAAGUGUUUCUGGCUGUAUCAAACAUGAUUAUGAAGAGACAGUCAACCCCCAAAUUUCCAAAGUUGUUGGGUAUAGUGUAAUAACACAAGGAUCCAAGUGUCUGUAUGUUGAGUUGUGCUCCAUUUCCAUGGUGAACAAUAAUAGUCAAAUAUCCCAUGAAUACAUUUUUUUAUUGAACUUUGUUAACCACGUAUAAUGAAAAGUUUGUAUCUGUAAUCAUGAGAGUUCUGUUUUGGUUUGCUUGACUUCCAUAACAUGGAGCUUAUAGUGACACUCCCCACUGCUGAUGGCAACAAUACAGAAGAUGACCACAAGCAGACACUCUGUUUUCAGAGGACUGACCGUACAAGCAAGUUUUAUGUACAAAAGAUACUGAAUUUAUUUAUAUUUAUUUGAAAAAUAUAAUGCUAUGUGACAAUACUUUUAUGAAAGAAAUAUGAAUUAAAUUACUAUUUUUUAUCAAAUAAUACCGUGUCUGUAGUUAUUUUCCGCAAACCUCUGCUGUUGGACUGCCUGUUCUGUUCAUCGUCAAA